AGCUAUGACAGGUUAAACUUUCUAAGUUUGACCGGGUACCCUCUACCGGAAGGGGUUACAUUCGCAGAGGGGAUGCGUCGCGGGGACCCAGCGUUCCAUCUGGACAGAGACACAAACAUUGGCCGUCUGGCAGAUUAUAUCUUUCCCCUGGACUUCACCGAGAGGUUUUCGGACUUCACCCUCCUGGUGACGUUCAAGCCCGAGUCGGAGGACGUGGGCCCAUUACUCGUGGUCACCGACAACCUUCAGACGACGGUCAUCCUGGCACUCAACGUGACCCGAGCCGAGGAGGGCCGCCAUCGAGUCACGCUUCUCAUGACGGACGUCUCGGCGGGGACUCCCAGCAAGGCCUCCUUCGUGGUACCCUCCCUGACCGGCCACUGGUCCCAGUUCUCGCUGAGCGUCAUCAACGACAUGGCCACCUUGUUCUUUAACUGCAGCACGUACACCAGCACGUCGCUGAUGCGGCCGGAGGGCUGGAAGCUGGCCAUUCCGCAGCAGGCCGCGGUCUUCGUCGGCAGCCAGGGAUUUGCACUGGAUAAUACGGCCACGUUUGCGGGUACGAUUCAGACCUUGGAGAUGUCCAACGACCCGGAUGAGGCUGAGUUGGGCUGUGAUGAUGGUGACCAGGAGCUUCGCAAGCAAAGGCUCUACAAACGAGAAACUUCAUCUUCCAAUCUCGCCGACGCUUUAAUAACAAACAAAGACAUCCCAACUUUGCCAACAAACUCUAAGCAGAACGGAAUUGUGACCUCAGGCAAUAACAAUGGAGGAGUAAAGUCCAAGUUUGGCAGUGCUGAAGGGAGUGGACUUAAAGCAACGGAAGAAACUGAAAUGUUUAGUGGCAUGUUUGACAGCACCUCAGCGCCAUCCUCAGAGACAGUAAAGCCUACCAUGACAUCUACUGGGGAGGGAAUUAAUCCAAAUUCAGUGUCUCCAGAUUUCAUCCAUGGAAUGGGAUCGACUACAGAAGCACCCACUGAAAUGAGAACGGCCUCGGUGUCACCCUCUGGAAUUACAAAGGCAGCAAGUGAUUCCCCCUCUGAAAUGGGAAGGACCACCAAAACCCCCGCUGAAAUGAGAACACCUUCCAGUUCUCCCUCUGGAAUGGAAACAGCUUCUAAAGCAUCCUUGGAAGCAUCUUCCAAGACUCCCGAUGACAUGGGAGUUUCUUCUAAGGUGACCUCUGGAAUGGAAACAGCUUCCAAAUCAUCCCCUGUCGCGGCAACAACUUCUGAGACGCUUGUGGAGAAACCAGCCACGAAGAAACCUGUCACACUUCCAAGACCUGAGCCAGAGUCUAACACGAGCCCAAUCACCCCUUCUGUAACGGACUCAGUCGCGUCAGCGUCACCAACAAUGCAGCCAGCCACACUGCCAACAAUGGCUCCUACGGAGUCGCCAACGACACAGUCACCAUCAAGAGGACCGAUGGUGACAGUCCAAGACGUCUUAUCUCCAGGAAUGGUGUCUGAUGGCCAGGACAGAAUGACAGUCACCCCUACAACACCACUUGUCAGGGUUAUGUCCGAAACUCCCGUACCAACCGAGAAAGACAUGUCCACCCCAGCAGGCAAGGCCACGCCCGCCCCUGACAAGGCCACGCCCGCCCCUGACAAGGCCACGCCCGCUCCAGUGGACAAAGUGGCCACCACAGUAACCAUUGCCACAGUUGCUCCGGUAACGUUAGCCACGCCCACCCCGAUCGUCAAAGUCAUCAGCGGGUCGCCGGGAGUACCGGGCGUUGCGGGGGAACCCGGCCCCAAGGGUGACCCAGGGGUGGAUGGGAAUGAUGGCCUCCCAGGGGAAGAUGGGGGUCAGGGGCCCGCUGGGGUAGCAGGUGACAAAGGAGAGAAGGGAAUGAAGGGUGAAGCAGGUAAAGCAGGACCCAAAGGCGAUCUUGGGGAUCCAGGUUUGUCGGGACCCACCGGCCCAGAGGGGUUGCCGGGCGCGGCCGGCCCACCCGGCGAUAAAGGGGUGCAAGGGGAUACGGGACCAAUCGGGCCUGGCGGAACGAAGGGAGUAAAGGGUGAGCCUGGGAUUGGACUGCCUGGCCCGUCUGGUCUGUUCGUGACCCCUGACCCAGAAACAAUCCGAGGACCCAAAGGAGACCAGGGAGAGAAAGGAGAGGCUGGACCAAAAGGAGAUAAGGGUGACCAGGGUGACAUCGGCCCAGUUGGACCCGAAGGAGAAAGUGGCCCACAAGGAGACAAAGGAGAGAAGGGUGAGGCUGGUGUUGGGUUGCCCGGACCACAAGGAUCGGUGGGACCCCAAGGACCCGAAGGGCCGCAAGGUGAAACGGGACCACUCGCUGAGCUACCGGAGUUCUUUGACUUAUUUGAAGGAUCAGGAUUUGAGGAUUUCAGGGGGCAGCUAGGCCAGAAGGGCAAAGAUGGCCAACCAGGGCCAGUGGGUCCAGAGGGUCCCAUGGGGCUAACGGGCCCACAAGGCCCCCAGGGGAUCCAGGGGGCUCCUGGUCCUCCAGGUAUGCCAGGGGUGCCGGGCACACCAGGCCGGCCUGGGACGGUAGCCAUGAACUACACUGGGCCAGAUGGACCCUGCAGCUGCCGGGAUGGAUUGAACGGUAGCCAGGGGCCACCUGGGAUACAGGGUCCUGCUGGCCCACCUGGUACCCCAGGGAGAAAUGGAACUGCAGGAACUCCUGGUGAAAAUGGGAAGCCUGGUGUUCCAGGUAUUGAGGGGCCCGCUGGAAUGCAGGGAGACCCCGGUAUGGCGGGGCCACAAGGCCCACCAGGCCCACCAGGGAAAGUGUACAUCAUGCCCUCGGAAAUGACACCAACGGCAAUCUCCAAAAUGCUCACAGAUGGAGAUGCCCUAACUGGAAGUGGAUUUAUGCCUUUGACAAAGUCACCAAUUGAUGGUGGUGGAGAACUCAUCACCGGUGAACCAGGUCCCCCUGGGCCCCAGGGACCUCCAGGCCCAGCUGGUGAGCGUGGUGACCGUGGUGAGAUAGGUUUACUAGGGGAGAGAGGGCCGAAGGGCGACGUCGGACCUGCUGGGCCCAAAGGAAUGCAGGGAAUUCAAGGAGACACUGGACCACCAGGCCCAUCGGGUAAACAUGGUAAAGACGGUAGAGAAGGCCCUCAAGGAAAACAGGGCGAGCCAGGCAUUGGCGUGCGAGGACCUAAAGGCGAUGUAGGACCAGAAGGACCUGCAGGAACACCUGGGAAAAAUGGCAGUAUGGGAUCCCUAGGGCUACAGGGACCGCCUGGCCCACCUGGCCCUCCUGGUGAAAUGAUGAUUGAUAUGGAUGGUCACAUGGCUGAGAGGGGUGAAAAGGGAGACCGUGGUGAAGUCGGCCCACCUGGACCCACAGGACAGAAGGGUGAUGGUGGUCUGAACGGAAUACCAGGUUUCCAUGGUGACAAGGGAGAUGCUGGAGAACGGGGACCUGCCGGAAUAGACGGAAUAGACGGCCUGAAGGGUGAAAUGGGACUCAAAGGUGAUACAGGAUCAGAAGGUACCCCAGGACGUGAUGGGUUGAAUGGAUUGCCCGGACCUAGAGGACCUCAGGGCCCGAAGGGAGACCCAUACGUUCCUGACGACACCACGAUGUUGUUGUACAAGGGAAUGCGUGGCCCUAGAGGACCACGAGGACCCAAGGGGCACUUCGGUAUUCCUGGAAGACCGGGUAGCCAUGGUGACAGUGGACCACCUGGUUUGCAGGGACCACCGGGAAUUAAUGGCCGACCAGGUAUAGGCCUUCAAGGUGGAAAGGGAGAGCAGGGUAUGAAGGGUGAGAAAGGAGAGCCUGCUAUCUAUGGGACAGAUGGGACAGAUACUCCCAUAGCCCUUGGGAUAAAGGGUGAAAAGGGAGAUUCAGGCGAACGUGGACUUUCAGGGAAACGAGGACCAGCAGGGCCACAGGGAGUUCCAGGUUUCCCAGGAGUAAACGGCUUGCAUGGGCCGAAGGGAUUAAUGGGAGACAAAGGAGAGGAGGGUAGACCAGGAGCCAUGGGUCAUCCCGGUGUGGACGGUGUGCCCGGCGGUGAAGGACCUCAAGGACUAAAGGGCGAAAAGGGUGACCCUGGUAUUGGCGUGCAGGGUGACCAGGGCAGAUCCGGAUCACCAGGCCCUCCAGGCUUUGGCGUGCCUGGUAUUGAUGGGCCAGAAGGGCCCCGAGGACCUCCGGGCCCGCCAGGACCCCCAGGAGCCCAAAGUUUUCCUGAAUCACCGGAUGGCUCCUACAUACCAAUAGAGGGCCCACCAGGACCCCAGGGGUUCCCUGGCUUGGACGGGCAGCAAGGCAGACCUGGCCAGACUGGGCCCCAGGGCCCCCAGGGUCUGCAAGGCGAGAGAGGGCCAAGAGGAUACCCAGGGACAGGUAGUGCUGGUCAGUUGACAUCCUUCAGGUCCAUCAAUGAUAUGAUUCAUCAAGGGGCUAGUCUUUUGCCGGGCACCAUUGCGUUUGUUGCCGAUGUUCAAGAGCUGUAUGUGAGAAAAGAUAACGGAAUGACGCAAAUAUUGCUCGGAGCUACAUUUAACCUAGACCCUGUACAACCUCCUCUUCCCACCACUACCUCUACUCCAUCUCAACAAACUCACUCUACUACAGAGAAAGUGGUCACAGUCCCAACCACAAAGCCCAACCUUCCCGGACCCGAGAUCCCACUUGGCGAUCAGCCGAUGCUGUACAUGUAUGCUUUAAACAAACCAAUGACGGGAGAUCGUAGGGAGGGCCUGCCUGGUGCAGACCACCACUGCUAUCAGCAGGCCCAGCAGGCAGGACUCCAUGGAACAUACCGGGCGUUCCUUUCCUCCAAGGUCCAGGAUGUCAGGUCCGUGGUCAACAGGGACUACCAUCAUCUACCAGUGGCCAACGCCAAGGGUGAAAUCAUGUUCGAGUCGUGGUCAGGUAUCUUCAAUGGAUCAGAAGCCUCGUUUGAUAGUGAUAAACACAUCUACUCAUUUAAUGGCAAAGAUGUCAUGACAAGUGAAGAAUGGGACCAGAAGUAUGUAUGGCACGGCUCGUACGUGGACGGCAGUCGAAUGAUGGACAGCUACUGUGAGGAGUGGCGCACGCAGGACUACGAUGCCAACGGCCAAGCCAGCCCACUGACCAGCCACAAACUACUAGGCCAAGAAACGCAGCUAUGUAGUAACGCUCUGGUAGUGCUAUGCGUACAGGUAUCGCCAGAUACUUAAGAAUAAUAAUAGUCGAGAGGGCUGGUUUAAUUACAAACUCUUAUUUUGGGUUCAGAUUUUGACCUCCGCAGUUUAUGAUCUUUUGAUUGUUUUAUUAUCAAGCCCAUUUGAGGAGCCCGUUUGAGAUUGGCCACAUGGGCGCCAGUAGUGUACACUUUUGGGGGUUGGGAGUUGGGAGUUGGGAGAAACGAGAAACAGAAGAAAAAAUUACUUCAUGAAAGGCUUUAUUGAAAGAUAAUUCUGAGAUUAAACCAGCCUGUUUGUUUGUCUUUUCAUUUUUUCCUUUUGUACAAAAAAAAAAAGAACAUUGCAAUCAUUUUUGGGUGCUACGAGUCGUUUGACACAUUUUAUGGACAUAAUUACGUGCGAGUGCCUUAAGUCAAACAUUUUUAGUGUAUUUUUUAACUUGUGUACGUGUAUUUCAGAUAUUUUUUAUGGGUUUUUACGUUUAUACAAUGCUGCUGCAGUUACUUCUAAACAUGGAACGUCACUGUUUGCAAGAGGCUUAAACCAUUUCUUUCCGUUGUAUUUUUCCGUUUGUAUAGUUAACCUAAUACAUUUUUUAUUUAUAAACUUUGGAGUUGUUGUGGAAAGUGCUAAGAAUUUUGUUUUUCUUUCUAUAUUUGGACCCUAAAUUGACCCGUACUGUGUCAUGCAUGCCGUACCCUUGUAGAACUUACAUAAAAUUGGUUUGAAUUGUACAUUUGUUAUUUUCUGUCUAGCUUUUAGUAUUGUCUCAGUUGUAUUAAAUAGUGUUCUUUCAUUGUUUUUUGGACAAA
Molecule: messenger RNA, 5945 nt
Organism: Patiria miniata (bat star)
Lineage: Eukaryota; Metazoa; Echinodermata; Asteroidea; Valvatida; Asterinidae
Product: collagen alpha-1(I) chain-like
Exons: 40
Coding region: 73-5166 (1697 amino acids)
Source: RefSeq, a predicted model, not a curated record